AUGGAUCAACGACUACCUCCUGGUUGGAAGGCGGCAUAUGACUCAAAUUCAGGACAGUACUAUUACGUUGAUACCCGCACAGGUCAGUCGCAGUGGCAGCCUCCAGGAGACGUGACACCAAGCACGCAAACACUCUCGCCAUAUCCACAAUAUGGUUCAGGCAUGCCGAGUGCCUCUCCACAGGGACAAGGCAUGCCCAUUGCCUCUACACAGGGUCCAACAAUGCCAAACGCCUCCUCAUUCGGACCAAGCAUGCCUCCCUACCCAUCAUCAGAUAGGUAUUCAACCCCUCCGCCUUAUACAUCCACACCCUCUUAUGACGUCCCUACCGCAUCACCAUAUGGCGCCUCCCCUCAUCCACCAGAUCCAUCCACAUACACUCCUACUACUUACCCUACCGAGAAACAUUCGGGAGGUGGAGAGUCGUCGAGCUACUUGGAGUCAUUCCAAUCACAAAACCCACCAACGUCAUACCCACCAACAUCAUACCCAUCAGGUGCUUUUAAUUCUCAAGGUGCAGAAGAUCCUGACGACCCUAGGGCAUUUAAGCUUGGUGGUAUGAAUACAGCAACUGUUGCUGCUGGUGUGGUUGGUGGCGCGGCGUUGGCUUAUGCAUUAGGGCAUAGGAAACAUAAAAAGAAAAAAUGGAAAGGAUUUAAAUGGAAAGGAUUUAAAUGGUAA
This is a messenger RNA of Paraglomus occultum, 681 nucleotides long. The record is from the annotation of a GenBank genome assembly. NCBI's taxonomy places the organism in Eukaryota, Fungi, Glomeromycota, Glomeromycetes, Paraglomerales, Paraglomeraceae.